AGUUUUCAUUCGGAAAUUCCUCAGUCGAUACGUAUCACAAAGUGUCUUAAUCCGAUAGUUUUAUAAGAUAUAUCUGUACAUUCUAUUUUAUAAUAUAAAAAGAAAGGUUGUGCAAAGAUAUCAUAAGUGAAAAUAUCAAAGUGAAUUGAAAAAAUGUGAGCCUCGAUUUCUUUAUCAAAAGAAUUUCAUACAUACCUAUUUAGAAAAAAAAUAUUUCACAAGUGAUACAGCGAAAAAAAAUUAUAGAAGAGAGGACAAAAACUUGUUUUUCUUCUUCAAAUUCUUCAUUAAUUCAAGUGAUUAUUUAAGCGCCUUUAUAAUUACUUGAAUGCGAAUUAUAAAUUUUACACACAAUGCAUGGAUUAUCGACACUCAAUCGAUUGCUUGGGAAGAAAAACAAGGAAGGUUCACGAACAUCGAACAACCUUAGCAAAUCGACAACUAAUUUGGACACAUCUAGUCAACAUAAUAAAAUCACUCCGAUUGUUGUUAACAAUGCGCCCUUUGAGCAAACGUUUCGCGUCACGGUUUAUUUGCCGAAAAAUCAACUUUAUGUUGAACGUAUUGGUGCAAAGACAAAGCUUUCAACUUUAAUGGAGAGAAUUUGUGAGAAUAAACAUUUGAUUGCCGAUAAAGUUGAGUUUCGUCAUCCUGGUGACAUGUCGCAAGUCUUCGAUAACGAUAAGACGAUUGGCGAAGUUGGCUUGAAUGAAUUGAAAUUAGUUUUGAAGACGGAAAGUCAUUUCAACACAGACUUUCGUCGUUUUCAUGCAGAUGAUGUCAUCAAAUACAAGUCGACCGUGCCAGAGUCUGUUUCCUCUUCCGAAAUAAGCCGAAAUUAUAACAAGAAGCCUUCGCCUUACAGUUCAACGACAUCUCUCAAUUCACUCGACUCAACGGGAAUGAAUUCAUCAGGAAAAAUUCAACCGCCAGUGGCACCAGCACGUAAGAAACGAGCGGCACCACGACCACCGAGUCAAAAUUCCAUUCCAGAACAAGAAAUUUUCAGCAAAACUUUGAAUGUCUUCAAGGAACCUCAUUCGAUUCUUCCAAUGAAAAAUUUUCAUGUUUCAUCGCCACAACUCAACAACAAUCAUUUGGAGUUAAAAAGUGACAAGAACAACAAUAACAUUGAGAGAGAAGGAAAUCGAUUAAAUGCCAUAACUCGACCGACAUCGAUGUAUGUGACGAACACGAACGAAAAUGUUCAGAAUAAUUCGAAUGGUCAUCACCAACGAACGUCAAGUGAAUCAUCGGAAGUUACAAACAUUUUACAUGAACGACAGAAUUCAAAUAGUUUUGAACGAAAGAAAAAGCCAGCGCCAGUUCCGCCAAAGCGAGUUCACAAGCCGGUCCCAUCACCACGAACUGUUCAAGAUGAAUUGAAGUCAUCAACAAUAACAGAAAUCAAAGAAAUGGAUGAUGAACAAGAGAAGAUCGACUCAUCAUGUUCACGAUCUGAUGAAAUGAAAGUCGUUGUGGAGUCGUCAGAGAAGACAAAAGUUGAAGAGAAAUCAUCAGCAGACAAUGGAAAUGUUUCGAAGACAAUGCUGAACAAUGUUCAGAAAGUUGAAGACUUUUCCAGUAUGGAUUCAACCUCUGACGGUCCAAUUUCAAUUCAAAUCAUAUCGAAUGACAGUUCCAUUGAUCCCGUCACAGAUGAGAUGACUUUAAGUAGUCAUAACAGUUCGAAGUUACCGUCAACCGUUUCCAAAGUUCAUAUAAAACUUGACGAUGAAAGUCGUCGAUCAUCUUCGGAAGAUGAAAUGACUGUCAACAUCUACAACGUGACGAAAAGUGUUGUGAAGGUGGAAAAGCCUAAGAACGAAGUGAUAGUAGAGACGAAAGAGAUUGUUGAGAUUAUUCAGGAGACUCAGAAGGAAGUUCAAGAACGUCCGCAAUCGCCACUAUGGACUUACACACUUCCUGCACCGCCUAAAAUUAAUGACGAUGAGAGUGACAAAAGUACAGAAGUCAUCACGUCUGAUCUUGAAGAUGGCUACUUGGGAAAUGGAAAAACUAUCGUGAAUGUCGUUUCGCAACCAUCACAAGUAACAAUUGAAAAGAAGAUUCAAGAAAAUGAAGUCACUGUUGAGAGUUUCCAGAGAAGUCGCUUGCUUAUCUCACGAUCCGAUUCAUUCCACUCAAUUGGACAAGGAAGGAAGAAUAGUUACGAUAAUCAUCAACAGGGAAAAGCUUUAAAUACACCACAACGCAGCACUUCAUUUUUGUCACUUAUUCAGUCACAAAAAUCCGAAGUUCAUCAUCAUAACAAAAUAAAUUCCAACAAUGACAACAACAUGCUUUACAAUCGACAAAGAUCAACAAGUGAAUUGAGCAUCUCAGACGUUCCAUCAUUGCAAAGCAUUGAAGUUCUUAAAAAUAUUUUAAAUUCAUCGUCGAGAAAGGAAAGUUUACCAAAUGAGAUGAAAAUUGAUGUAAAUGAGAAGAAGAUGAUCGAGAAGGAAAAUGUUUCAGUUGAACGUCAAACAUCUUUCGAGAUGGUCAAGAAGCAAAAUGAGAUUCAACAGAAUUCCACUAAAAUCGUUGAAAAGAAAGUCGAAGAAGUUAAAUUUUCAAAGCCUGUUGUUGUUGUUGAGUCUAAGCAACAACCAACAACGACAGUUGUUGAAACAACAACAACACCAGCUAAACCAACUGAGAAUCAAUGGCGUUACAGGGGACCACCAAAAAUUAAUCUAUCAACAUGGAAUGAACGACCAACAAGUAAAGUCAUCAUUGCUGCUGACAGUGACUACAAAUUUGGUGGAGUUGCUAAUCCACUUCCAAGUGAAAUAAAGAGACAACAGCAGCAACAGGACAUAACAAGUAAACGUCACACAAUUCACAUUUCCGAUGAGACAAUUGUAAAGAAAGAAGUGGAGAAACAUUUACCGAAAGUUCUUGGCGUUGAAUAUAAGAAAGAUUUGCCAUCAGCUCCGUCUUCUGUCGUUACGUUGAGAAAUCCUUCAAGUGAAAUUGUUACCAAGUCUACGUCAAAGACGACAAUCAUAAAUAUCAAGCCGCGGCCAAUGAGUAUGGAAGUGAGUAACAAUUAUUCGACACUUGCAAUGUCAACUGAUCGUUCGCCAACGCAACAAUCGUCAAUUGCUUAUAAUCGUUUAAAUAGCAACGCUAAAAAAUUCACCCCCGUUGUUCAUGGCUUUAAAUUGAAUAAUAUCAAAGAAAGUGAUCAUGUUGAUAGUUCAUCGCAAGUUGUUAAGAAAGAUGUUGAGAAAAAGAUGAUUGUGCCGCCAAGUGUACCAGCAAAGCCGGCAUUCUUACGUUCAACUUCAGCAGGAGACAUUACACGACCAACAAAACUUUCCGUUGCUGAAAUAAAACUUGAUAACAAUUCUGACAAUUCACCUGCUUUGGAUUUUCCAUUUUCUCAAACGUCACUUCGUCGAACUGGAUUGAAAGAAAAAAUUCUUUCCACUGAUAAGGAAACGAAGAGCAUGUUUGGCAAGGUUGUCGAACCAAAACCGGAAGUUGUCAUCCGUUAUCAUAACAACAAUAAUAACAGCAAUGGUGAGAAGAUGUUUGAACGAUCAGCUGCAAGACAAUUAUCGCAGCCUGUUCCAGUUCCACCAAAGCCUCCGACAACAGCGUCAAUGAACUUCCGUAAAUCGGCACCUGUCACUGGAAUGGAAACAAGAAAUCAACUUCUUGACGCCAUUAAAAACUUCGACAAAGAUUCGUUGCGCCGGAAGUAG
Molecule: messenger RNA, 3716 nt
Organism: Clunio marinus
Lineage: Eukaryota; Metazoa; Arthropoda; Insecta; Diptera; Chironomidae
Source: the annotation of a GenBank genome assembly